This is a messenger RNA of Microtus ochrogaster (prairie vole), 2084 nucleotides long. RefSeq names its product methyltransferase like 25B (gene Mettl25b). The record is from RefSeq and is a predicted model, not a curated record. NCBI's taxonomy places the organism in Eukaryota, Metazoa, Chordata, Mammalia, Rodentia, Cricetidae.
AGACCCCUUGCGUCUUCGACGGUCACGGCUUUACUCGGCGGAAGCUGUGACAUUUGACAAGUGCGCCCGGUCAUUUCAUCCUGGACGAGACUGCGGAAAGAGGUGUUGUUGGGCGAGCUCGGAGAGCUUGCUUCGCGUUGGGCCAACAGAGUUGAGCCCAGCUCGGGUCUCACACCCUCGUGGUAGCGACCUUGAAUCACUACACCUCCUCCCCCUGCUUGCACCGCCAGUCUGGCCGCAAGAUGCCGGGCGUCUCAGUCCGUGGCCUCUCGCAUGAGAAGAGAAGGCAACUGGCUGUGAACCUCACCCGCGUCCUAGCGCUCUACCGUUCCAUCCUGGACGCCUACAUCAUCGAAUUUUUCACCGACAGCCUGUGGGGCACACUCCCCAGCUCAUGGCAAGAAGCACUGGAUGGACUAAAGCCACCACAGCUGGCCACCCUGCUGCUAGGGAUGCCCAGGGAAGGGGAGGAGAUUAGGUACAGGUCCGUGUGGCCACUGACCCUGCUGGCCCUGAAGUCCACAGCCUGUGCCCUCGCCUUUACCCGGACACCUGGCUUUCAGACCCCCUCAGAGUUCCUGGAGAACCCCAGCCAAAGCUCCCGACUAGCAGCGCCUUUUCGGAAACAUGUCAAGCCCAAAAAGCAGCAUGAGAUCCGGAGGCUGGGAGAGUUGGUGAAGAAGCUGAGUGAUCUCACUGGCUGCACCCAGGUUGUGGAUGUGGGCUCAGGCCAGGGCCAUCUCUCCCGUUUCAUGUCUCUUGGGCUGGGGCUAAUGGUGAAGAGCCUUGAAGGAAAUCAGAGGCUGGUAGAGAGAGCCCAGCGCCUCGACCAGGAGCUCCUGCAGGCUCUAGACAAAAUGGAGAAGAGGCACCCAAAAGUGGUACAAAGAGGUUCCCGCCACUCCCCCCACCACGUGGUUCAGUGGGUCAGCCCCACAGCCCUGUGUGACGAGCUUCUGCUGCCUUUGGAGACACCAUGCCAGGGUAGUACCCGCCUACUACUCACGGGCCUCCAUGCUUGUGGGGAUCUGAGUGUUUCCUUGCUGAGACACUUCUGCUGCUGUUCUGAAGUGGUAGCCUUGGCCUCAGUGGGCUGCUGCUACAUGAAACUCAGUGAGCCUGGCAGCUACCCACUGAGUCAGUGGGUGGCUGGACUGCCCGGCCAUGAACUACCUUACAGGCUCCGGGAGGGGGCCUGCCAUGCUCUUGAGGACUAUGCAAAGAGGCUACAGAAAGCAGGCCCUGGCCUGCAAGCACACUGCUUCCGUGCAGCGCUGGAGACAGUCAUCCGACGUGCCUGCCCUGAACUUCGGAGACCUGGCGUACAAGGAAUCCCCAGGGUCCACGAACUCAAGAUUGAAGAAUACGUGCAACAAGGGUUACAACGAGUAGGUCUGGACCCCCAGCUGCCACUGGAUCUGGCUGCCCUUUGGGCCCAGCAGGCCCAAGAGAAUCGUGUGGUGGCCUUCUUCAGCUUGGCCCUCCUGCUGGCCCCACUAGUGGAGACGCUGAUUCUGCUAGACCGGCUGCUCUAUCUCCAGGAGCAAGGCUUCUAUGCUGAACUGUUACCCAUCUUCAGCCCUGAACUCUCUCCCAGAAAUCUGGUUCUGGUGGCCACCAAGACACCCCUGGGUCAGGCCUUCUCUGUUCUUGAGACUGAAGACAACUGACAGACCAAAACCACAAAGUGACAAUAUGGCCAGUGUAUCUUCCCAUUUAGAGUGCCUGCAUCCUGCUGGAAUUCUGGCCCUCUAAAACUUCAGAUUUAUACCCUUUCUCUCCUUUAAUAUGUAAUGUUCUGUGUCAUUUUUAUUUAUUAAAACUUUUCAGAUUUAACUCCUGCUGUGCAGUAGUGGCCACACCUUUAACCCCAGCACCUGGGAGGCAGAGGCAGGCAGAUCUCUGAGUUCGAGGCCAGCCUGGAUUAUAGAGUGAGUUCCAGGACAGGCCCGAAAGCUACAGAGAAACCCUGUCUCAAACAAACAAAAAAACUCCUGUUUCUAUAAAUAGGGAAAAGGACAGGGGCCUCUUCCUACAAACCUGCCCCUGGAAAGGCUGCCAUCUACUUGGUCUGUCCUAACAAG